Messenger RNA from Populus nigra (black poplar), 2226 nucleotides. Its product is annotated as WRKY transcription factor 1. The record is from RefSeq and is a predicted model, not a curated record. Gene Ontology annotation, molecular function: DNA-binding transcription factor activity; sequence-specific DNA binding. Gene Ontology annotation, biological process: regulation of DNA-templated transcription. Bases 565 to 2019 code for a protein of 484 amino acids. The transcript has 5 exons. Lineage: Eukaryota; Viridiplantae; Streptophyta; Magnoliopsida; Malpighiales; Salicaceae.
AUCAGAAUUGAAAGAAUUAAUUUUUGGAGAAAAAGAAACUGAUUAAAUCACAUAUUUUGGAUCAUUUUUCUUGGCAACUUAACAAGGGAUAUAUAGAUGUUUUUUUUCUUGUCUUUCUUAUUAAUUAUUGUUGGAAUUUAUUUUUUUACAUGAAUUAUUUAUUUACCAUGGAAGAAGAGUACAGGCACUAUAAAUUGGUUAUAUGUUCGAAAAUGCUGUGUGAGUAUCCGCAAAAUAAAUGGUUUCCGAAUGUUUGAUGUGGGUUAUAGCUUUGAAACGUUGUAAUCCAUUACGUUAUAUGUGAAAGGAAUUAAUUGUCUUGCUUGUUGGUUGAUUGAAUAUGUGCAUCAUUUGGCUUGUUUACUGCAAAGGGAGUGUUGGCGUAUCUCUGCACAAGAUCGUUGAUUUGUUAGAUGGGAGUGUUAUUUUACAAACAAAAUGUCGAUGCACAUCCAUUUGUGUAUAAUAUGUAUGAACAACCACCAAAAUGAAGUCCACGGUUACUUGCAGUAAUGGCAUCUUGAAUUAAUCUCUUUGGUUUGUUCUAUAACUUCCCAAAUUAAGAUGGUUUCUUCAGAGGAAGUUCCAGACAGAGUUUCUCCCAAGGAGUUGCAGAAAAGACAGAGCCUAGAUGAUGGGACUGACACAAAACCACAGACCCAUGAUGUUGGAGGUGCUUCACAACAAGAAGGAAUCUCUGCUUCAUAUGCCCCUGGGAAAUCUUUGGAGAAUAUUGGGGGGCGUAUAUCGGAGUUGGACAAAGAAGGAAGUGUUUCUUCUAUAACACCGCGGAAGGUCUCACAUACCCCUGGCAGUGAUCUCCGUUCCUUGCAAUCUGGUCAGGAAGGAAGGACUCCUAUCAUGCGGGAAAAAGUGUCAGAGGAUGGAUAUCACUGGCGAAAAUAUGGGCAGAAAUUUGUUAAAGGAAAUGAAUUUAUACGGAGCUAUUACAAAUGUACACAUCCAAGUUGUCAAGCGAAAAAGCAGUUGGAAUGUUCACAUGAUGGGAAGCUUGCUGAUAUUGUUUACCUCGGUGAGCAUGAGCAUCCCAAACCUCAACUUAACCUCCCGCAAGCUGUUGGUUGUGCCCUGCCCGUUGUUGAAGAAAAACCUGAUCAUCUUUUAUUCACUGGUGUUGAAGAAAGUCAUGAACCUCAUCCGAUUGAGUCAACAAAUACCUCUCAAAUCUCUUCUGUUACGUCCAGUGAGGAUGUGAAACGUGUGCUAUCAGAACCAAAAAGGAUAAGGGAUGAGGUUGAUGUAGAUGAUGAUCAACGCUCAAAACGACGGAAGAAAAGUAGCUGUAAUGACAGGUCUACUCCUGUAGAUACACCAACUAGUGAGCCACGUCUUGUCAUUCAAACAAAAAGCGAGGUCGAUAUUGUCAGUGAUGGGUAUCGAUGGCGUAAAUAUGGGCAGAAAUUGGUAAAAGGCAAUCCAAAUCCCAGGAGCUACUACAGGUGUUCAAGUCCUGGAUGUCCAGUAAAGAAACAUGUAGAGAGGGCAUCUCAUGACCCAAAAUUGGUUAUAACCAGUUAUGAGGGACAACAUGAUCACGAUAUGCCUCCUUCUAGGACUAUUACUCAUAACACAACUGGUCUCAACACUUGUACAACUACCAUCCAGAAUGGCGAGUUAGGUACAAAAUCAGGAGAAAGCAAUGCCAUUUCCCUUGAAAUGGUUGCGUAUAAUAGUUCAGAUUCCAACAUCAAAUUGGAGGAGAAACAUUCCGAGUCAAGAAAUAAAUGGAAAGAAAGUAAUUCAGGCCAUGAAAGUAAAUCAUGUGAGCAGCAGACUGGCAACACAAAUGCCACGAAAGUAAGUGGUGCUGCUAACCUUGAUAUUGUUGUCAAUACCAAUCCUGUGUCAGCAGGUAGAUCGACUGAGCAACAUGAUGGUGAGUCAAGAAUUGAGCCAAAAGAGAACAGUGCUGCUUGUGGUGUCCAUAAUAUUACCCCAGGUCCAGAGAGUAAUCCAAAUGAACAGCACGUACUAAAUUCAGAGCCUGUCCAAAGCUAAUUGAAACAGAUUGAUUUUUAGCAGGGAGGAGGGAAACGACCUCCAGAUGUAUAAAUUACUCCUAUAGGUUAAUUUAUCAUAAAAUCUGUAGAGUUUCGCAGCAAGUAUCUAGCAUGCAACUUGUUUUGUUAACAGCAUGUUUCAUCCGUUGUUUUGCUGAUUAGAUGUAAAACCAUUUGAAUUUGGUAAAGAGAAGGUGUUCCCAAA